UCUGGGGAGGGCGUAGUAAGAUGGCGGCUCCCUCUCCCAAAUGGAGACGGGUAACCGGAGCCACCGGACCGGUGCCGCGGCCCCGACACGGUCACCGCGUGGUUGCCAUCAAAGAGCUGAUGAUCAUCUUCGGCGGCGGCAACGAGGGGAUUGUGGACGAGCUGCAUGUCUACAACACAGCCACAAACCAGUGGUUCAUUCCUGCCGUUAGAGGGGAUAUCCCACCAGGCUGCGCAGCUUAUGGUUUCAUUUGUGAUGGUACCAGGAUUCUGGUAUUUGGAGGAAUGGUGGAGUAUGGAAAGUAUAGCAAUGAUUUGUAUGAGCUGCAGGCAAGUCGGUGGGAGUGGAAAAAACUGAAACCAAAACCACCCAAAAAUGGUCCACAGCCCUGUCCCCGCCUUGGUCAUACCUUGUGUCUGGUUGGUAAUAAAUGUUAUUUAUUUGGAGGUUUGGCAAAUGACAGUGAAGACCCAAAGAAUAAUAUUCCAAGGUACUUGAAUGACUUGUACACUGUAGAACUUAAAAGUGGAUCUGGUGUGGUAGGUUGGGACAUUCCUGUUACACAUGGUACUCCACCUCCUCCAAGGGAAUCUCAUACAGCAGUUGUUUAUAAAGAUUCAAAAAAACCGAAGAUGAUCAUUUAUGGAGGGAUGAGCGGGUGCCGACUUGGUGACCUAUGGAUAUUGGAUGUGGAAAGCUUGGUUUGGACAAAGCCAAUAACCAAGGGUUCAACACCGCUCCCCCGGAGUUUGCAUUCCGCUACUGUCAUUGGGAAUAAAAUGUAUGUCUUUGGUGGCUGGGUACCACUUGUGAUGGAUGAUGUGAAAGUUGCCACUCAUGAAAAGGAAUGGAAGUGCACAAAUACACUUGCUUACUUACUUUUAGAUGGCAAUAUCUGGACACCUGUAGUCUCAGACACAUUGGAGGACAAUGUUCCAAGGGCUAGAGCUGGCCACUGUGCUGUUGCUAUUCACACUCGCCUUUAUAUUUGGAGUGGAAGAGAUGGCUACCGGAAGGCUUGGAACAAUCAAGUCUGCUGCAAAGAUCUUUGGUAUUUGGAAACUGAAAAGCCCCCUGCUCCUUCUCGGGUGCAGUUGGUUCGAGCCAGUACAAACUCCCUUGAAGUGUGUUGGGGUGCUGUUCCAACAGCAGAUGCCUACCUUCUUCAGCUACAGAAGUAUGAUAUGCCACCAACAACUACUACCACCACCAUGACAUCUGCGUCAUUAAGCAACGCUUCAUUGCCACAGAAGAUUCCGUGCAGCCCUAUUUCUCCUACGCCACCUUCACCAGUCAUGCCACAGCCUGUUCCUAAAGUAACUUCUUCCAGUGGCAUAUCAGCUCCUGGAUUGACAAGCACAGUGACUCCAGUACAAGUCACUGCCACCCAGGUGCCUGGAAUAUCUUCAGCAGCAACUCAUCUGGUUACAGUCUCCCAACAAGCUGUGCAGACGGUGAAGGCUGCAGUUUCUUCCUUGCCAGCUGGAGUCCGCCUCGUUGUCCCUGCACAGAGCACCACCAAUGCUGUUCCCUCUGUAGUAAAUGUAAAUACACCGGCCACAACAAUGCUGAAGACAGCAGCUGCACAAGUGGCAACCUCGUCUGUCUCGCUAAGUUCUGCUUCAACACGUCCUAUUAUAACAGUACAUAAAUCUGGGGCUCUCACUGUAGCUCAACAAGCUCAAGUUGUCACCACUGUUGUGGGUGGCGUCACCAAAACCUUCACGCUUGUCAAAAGCCCAAUACAAUAUGGCAGUGGAGGCUCCUUGAUCUCCAAUUUAGGGAAAAUGAUGACUCUUGUUCAGACAACUCCUGUGCAGAGUGGUGCAAUCACUGGCCAAGCCACUACUGGGUCCUUAGCCCAGUUUAUUCAGGCAAAGGGCCCCUUUCCUCCAGGAACAAUAGUGAGACUGGUGACGGCAGCAGACGGUAAACCAACCACAAUAAUCACAACCUCGCAAGCUGGCGCAAUGGGGGCGAAGCAAACUAUCCUUGGUCUUGGAGGUGUUGCCCCUUCAGGCAGUAAAGCUGGGGCAACAACCAUCAUAAAAACCAUCCCUGUUUCAGCACUGAUGGCUCAACCCAAUGUUACAGGUGUGAAUGUUUCUCCGGCUAUGAAAUCUCCAAUAACAAUCAUUACAACAAAAGUAGUCACGUCUGGAACGGGAACACCUGCCAAGAUCAUUACAGCUGUGCCAAAAUUUACUGCGGGACAGCCUGGUGUGACACAGGUUGUUCUGAAGACGCCUGGAACACCUGGUACCAUUCUACGAACUGUUGGUGGAACUCCAGUAACAGUUAGUGGAGUCAGACUCGUUACACCUGUCACUGUGUCUUCAACCAAGCCUACAGUCACAACAUUGCUAGUGAAAGGGACCACAGGUGUUACCUCACUAGGUACUGUGACUGCUACAGUAUCUGCCGCCCACUCAGCAGUAACUAAUUUUGCAUCAUCCAGUUUCACACCACCAGCCACUGCCCUGACUAGAGUAACAACACUGGCCACCCAGGGGAUUAGCACGGCUAUUGACCCCUUGGCUACAGCAACAGCAACAUUAAUGGCUACAACAGGAGUAGUCUCAAGUCCUUCUGUAGUUAAUACUGAGCCUAUAUUUGUAAUCUCGGAGGCAGUUUCCCCUCAAGUAACCAACUUGGUUACACACACCAGUGACAGUCAGGUACCAGUGGCUGUAGAACAACCUGCAGCUGUAGCAGUUGCCUCAGAGAACAGCAUACAGACUGCAGAUCAACAGAUUCAUCAAGCAACAGAAGAGCCUGCCCAUGAAACUACCGAGACAAACACCACGAACACGGCUACCUCCAGCACAGCAAACAUUUCUUUAAAUCAAAUUCAGCCACCAGACACAAAUAACAAUGGUUUACCAGAAAGUGUUCAUGGGGAAACAGCAACUGCAGGAACGACAAAUACUGCAACCACCGUCUCAGCUGCACACACUGGAGCAGUGACCUCUGUCACACAGUCCACACCUACUCCAGGACCUUCACUGCAGGCCAUCUCAACGGGAUCGGAGAUCACUUCAAGCAGUAGUUCAACGUUGUCAGAUUCAAGUACAUCACAUUUGACACCUGCUACAGAAUCUGCUCAAGAUCCAGAGAGUGCAGAGCAUCAGCCAUCAUCUGAACAGACAUUAAAGGACUUGGAGAAUGCAUCAAUCCCACAGUUGUCUGAGAGCCGGCAACCCGACCUGUCAGAGGCCAGCCAGGACCCACAGGAGAAAGUGAAGAGUGACAAACUGCAGGAAGCACUGAACCCGAGUCUCGAGCAACACCCCCAUACCACUGUGACUGAGCCUUUUGUUGCUGAAGCUAAACCAGUGGACAAUAUCCAACACACAAUGAUUGCUGGAAACGUUCCAGUGUCCUUACUGCCAAAAGCUACAGAGUACAGUAAUGUAAAGCUUCCAAUGGAAGAUGCUACUUCAGAGACUGGUGUGCCUCAUGUAGACUCUACACAGCACCUACAACAAUGCCAGCAACUUGUGGCUCAGACCCCAGAGAGACCAGCACAGCAAGAGGACCCUGUGCAACCGAGCACUCCUCAAGCAGUAACGAUGAGUCCUACUGAGACAAGCAUACAAACCAGUCUGCAACCCCAGGUUACCAGUACUGUGGAUGCUCAUCAAUCCACUACUCUAAGUCCUGCCUGUACACUUCCAUCAUCCUCCACCACGGCAGCUGUGUCACCAAAUGAAGUCUCUAACAGUAAUCCAGUAGCAAAUGGGAAGCAAGAGAAUUCUUACACGCCACACAAGGUAACUCCAAAGAAAGAAGGCAAUCCAUGGUAUGAUGUAGGAAUCAUCAAAGGAACCAGUACUGUGGUAACUCAUUAUCACUUACCACCAGAGGGCAGCCUUGCAGAGGAUUCAAGUGCUAACACCCCAGACUACAGCAUGUUAAAAAAGCAAGAGCUCCUACCAGGGACCGCUUAUAAAUUCAGGGUUGCUGGAAUUAACGCAUGUGGAAGGGGUCCCUUCAGCGAGAUAUGCGCAUUCAAAACUUGUCUGCCCGGAUUUCCUGGAGCGCCAUCUGCUAUCAAAAUUACCAAGAGUGUAGAUGGGGCUCACCUCACCUGGGAACCUCCCGCAACGACUGCUGGAAAAAUACUGGAGUAUUCUGUCUACCUGGCAGUUCGCAGUAUUCAGGUGACCGAAUCCAAAUCCGGAAGUCCAGCACAACUGGCCUUUAUGCGGGUAUAUUGUGGCACCAAGCCAUCCUGUGUGGUCUCGUCGUCACACCUUGCCAAUGCGCAUAUUGAUUGCACAACGAAGCCUGCUAUCAUUUUUAGAAUUGCAGCACGGAACGAGAAGGGAUAUGGACCAGCUACACAAGUUAGAUGGCUUCAAGAUGCAGGUGCACAAGGAACAAAGAACACUGCAAAGAGGUCGACAGCGUCACCAGAUAACUCUAAAAGUGGAGGUGCCAAGAAGUCCAAGUCCGAAUGAUGAAAAGAAGACUUUUCUAUUUGCUGGAUGAAAGAAGUACUGUUGGAUAGUAUUUGUAUUUAUUUUGUAAAUGUUUUGUAAUAUGUUCCUGUUAUACUCUUAAUUCCUAUAACUCGUGAGGUCCUUAGAGAAGGAAUUUAAUUUGUAUUAAUUGUACAUAGUACAUUUCUUGUUUUAGAACUGUGACAAAUAGUCUUCAGGCAAGUUUUAAAUGAUAACUUUUUAGAAACAUUAUAAUGUAGAUUUAAAAUUUGUAUUAACAUUACUGUGCAGAGUUCAUGUAGAUGGCUUGUUUCUAAAGUGGCUUAUUCUGAAAUCACUACAGUAGUGACUGGAUGUUUGCUGUGCAAGCAAUGGUUUAAAGAGUUUUUAAAGAAAUGUUGGUGUUUCACCUUGUGCAGGUGGAUUAGAUAGGUCUUUAAAGCAUGUUUUUAUGUGGAUGAAGUUUGGGACCAAAAAAAAUGGCACGACGGAGAAGCAGCUUCCUUCUGAGAGUAGCACUUACAUAGAUUCUGAAUCACCAUUAGAAACAAAAGUUAUUAGAGGAGUUUUUCUUUGCGUGUGUGUUUGUAUGUGUGAGUGUGUGUGUGUGUGUGUGUGCGCACGCACGAGCCACCGAGUGGCAUCUUUUGUGCAUGUUUGUGAUGAAAAAUUUGAAACUGCAUUUUUUAUUUUCAUUUUUUAUACAAAUAUAAAAAUGAAGAUGUAUUGAAUAUAAAAGUUGUAUGACCCCACUAUUUUACAAACUUUGAGUGAAGCUAUGUUCUUAAAACAUCACUAACCACAAUUGUAUCUUGUUGGACCUUAAUGAAUUUUAGAAAGCCUUUUUGCAGUAGUUUGAUUCUUCAAAUUAUGAAGACUUGCCCUACGCUCAUACCAACACAUACUGUAGUAAAUCAUAGGGGAAAUCUUGGUUAUGUGUAUGGAAGAGGUACUGAUAAGUCUUCCAAUAAGUAGUGGUGACUAGCUAUAACCAGCAUUAACAAACUGCUUUAAGUGCAGUAAACCUUGCUUCAGUUGCACACAUUAAAUCAAUUGAAGUAUCUUUCACAAGAGCUUCCUAUUCUGGCGGGAACCAUUAAUUCUCAGAACGUCGUGGGGUCAUGCAACUUUCAUGACCCAACUACAUUGUUUGACUGAGGCCAAACAUUGUACUGGCUAAUUUCAUCAUAUGAUUGUACAGUUCAGAAUUACCUCUACUAACUAACCAGUAGGUUUAUAUUUGUCACGGAACUCGAUAGCAAAUAAUUUGGGUUUUUUUUAUAAUAAUCUUUUUGUUAACCCAUUUGUCUGUUCAUCAAGUUCAUAGUGCAAAAAUGGAGAGCAAGUCCGUGUUGAAUUUAAGGUUACUGCACAUAAAAUGUUUGCACAGGGCGCUUUUGUUAACUCCUUAUUAACCAGCUCAGCUUUUAGCAAGGUGCACUGGGAGUCUGGAAGUGAUUUAUAAUAUUUAGUAAUAAUGCUCUUUUAUCUUUCUACAUAUAUUAUGCAUAAUAUAAUUUGAGCAAUCCAUCUUUGGUUACACAUGUUAAUGCUUUUUGCAAGAAUUAUUGCUUUAAACAAUUCUAUGCAUUUUCAUUUAAUUAAAAGGCUACAUUUCUAACAGUGCAAUUGGAUAAAUACUUAGUACACUUUCUCAUGCUUUCUGAUUAGAUAUUCAUUUUGUACAGCUCUCUCAAUAAAAGCCGGAAAUAAUUUUUUUUUAAUUUUGAAGAUGGCAUAGACAUAUUAUUUUUAUAGCCUGGACUAUUUAAGGUUUGCAGCAGAGCCCAUUUUUAGCCAGUUCCUAAUGUUCCAUAAAAAGAUGUGGUCAGAAGUGGGAAUUUGAUCAGAGCUAUUCCUGUUAGGUUUACGCUGUGAUGAAAAUAAAAAGAAAAGUUGCCAAAUCUAAAUGCUUAUCUCUUGACCAUACAUUGUAACUCUACCUGUCCAAACUAGCCUGCUGUAGAAAAGGCUUAAACUGCAGAGUGGCCACUUUAUUAGGUACAGGAGUGGAAACGAGUUGGUCUUCUACUGUAAUCCAUCCUCUUUAAGGUUCAACGUGAUGUGCAGUCAGAGAUGCUCUUCUGCACACCACUGUUGUAAAGCAUCAUUUUUUGAGUGUUGCCUUUCUGUCAGCUUGAACCAGUCUGGCCAUUCUCAUCUGAUCGCUCUCAUUAACAAGUCGUUUUUGCCCACAGAACUGCUGCUCACUGGAUUUUUUAUUUCUCACGUCAUUCUCUGUAAACUCUAGAGAUUGUUCUGCAUGAAACUCCAAUGAGAUCAGAGAUACCACCUCAUCUUGCACCAACAAUCAUGCCACGGUCAAAGUCACUAAGAUCACAUUUCUUCCACAUUCUGACGCUUGGUCUGAACAACGACUGAACCUCUUGACCAUAUCUGCAUGCUUUAAUGCAUUGAGUUGCUGCCACAUGACUGGCUGAUUAAUGAUUAGGUGUACCUAAUAAAGUGGCCACUGAGUGUAUAUUUAAAGAUGCUCUAUACUGAACCUAUUGUGUACAUGCAUUGAAUCUAUGCUCUUUAUAUUCUUGCAAUAUUGAUCUUAUUUAUGAGCCACCAUUUAAUAAAGUUUGGUACAGCCUUCAUUUGACAAAUAAAACAAAGCUGGCAGCAUUCUGUUUGUUACCUCUCUGACCAGGUGAAUAGGUAGGUAGAAAGAACCUUUUUGUUUCAACUGAAUGUAGAACAUAGAACAGUACAACACAGUACAGACCCUUCAGUCCACAAUCUUGUGCCAACAUUUUAACCUACUCUAAAAUCAAUCUUGCCUUCCGUCCUACACAGCCACUUAUUUUUCUACCACCCGUGUGCCCAUCUAAGAGUUUCUUAAAUGGUGCUAAUAUAUCUGCCUCUACCACUGCCCCUGGCAGUGUUCCAUGAAUCUACCGCUCUCUGUGAAAAGAAUUUACCUCUGACACUACUCCACACACACAUACUUCCUCCAAACUCUUAUAUGCCUCCUUGCCUUAGCCAGUUCCAUCCUGGGAGAAAGACUCUUGCUAUCCAACUGGUAAAUGCCUCUUAUCAAUUUGUACGCCCCUAUCAAGUCACCCCUCAUCCUCUUUUGCUCCAAAGAGGCAGCAUCCUAAUAAAUUUCCUCUGCACCCUUUCUAUAGUUUCUAUAAUGGUGUAACAAGAAACAAACACAGUAUUCCAAAUAUAGUCUAACCAGGAUUUCAAAGGGAUGCAACAUUACCUCGCGGCUCUGGGAUUCAAUUCCCCUGAUUCACUGAGACAUAUCCAGGCAGAAUUUAAAGGUGUCAUAGAGUCACAUACACUGCUGGAUGACACAGUAGCGUAGUGCUCAGUGUAAUACUUUGCUUCUGCAGUAAGAUUGGAGUUCGAUUUCUGACGCUGCCUGUAAAGAUCUCGUAAGCCCGCAACUGCAUGGGUUUUCUCUGGGUGCUCUGGUUUCCACCCCCAUUUCAAGAAAGGCAUAUAGGUUAGAGUUGGUAAAUUAUGGACAUGUUGUGUUGGUGCCAGAAGUAUGUGACAUUCAAGGGCUUCCCCCAGCAUACCCUCAGACUGUGUUGGUUAUUGAUGCAAGCGAUGCAUUUCACUGUAUGGGCUCUAAUAAAGGGUGUCUGCCCAAAACAUUGACUGUUUAUUCCUCUCCAUUGAUGCUGCCUGAUCUCCAACACUUUGUGUGUGUGUUUUGGUGUAUGUUUUGAUGGAUAUGUGACAAGUAAAACUAACCUUUCAACUUUAAUCCCACAAAGCAAUUCUUCACUGGGCUUGCACAGCUCAAGCAUGACCAUUGGUGUGUCCAUGAUUUUGUGUGGAGUUAUAAUGAGAAUGGCACAAUAAGUAUUUUUAAAAAUUUGAAUCUAGUUUAAAGUUUUGCUUAGUUUUUUUUUGUUAGGAAGCAAAAGUAUGGAAGCUAAGCACAAUAAAAUGUGUUAUUUCCUAUUCUAGUAGCAGCAAAUUGUAUUUAAUACAGACACUCUACCAGUAUUAGCAAUUUGAAGGUUGCUGCCGUGGCAUACAUACCCUCAGGGUAUAGAUACCAUGGAAAGUCAGCUUUUUGUUGCAGUACUACAGUACAUUCCAAACAAAACAUGUCCCAAUGUGUGUGUUGGUCUGGAUUUCCAGCACCUGCAGAAUCUCUUGUGUAAACAGUACUGAGCAAAACUCUUAGACACAUAUGUAUAGCUAGGGUCCCCAAAACCUUUGCACAGUACUGUAUAUUAUGUCUUUCUAGUUACCAAGUAACACUUAAUACUAAACAAAGCUUAGUACUCUUAUUUCUGUUUCCCAACUGCCUUCCCGUUUUAAUCAAUAUACAGUACUAUUGGUGGUGGCAUCCGUCUGUUUCGAAGGACAAUGGUGGUGGUGAUGAUCAGCACAAGUCUGAGGGCAGAAGGUAUGCAGAUCCUGAGAUGCCCAGUUGUCAAGAUCCCCCUCUCAGCCUCACCAGUGUAGUCCAAAGGAAAGCUUAUGAAGCAAUACGUUUGGCACCAGCUUGGCUGCAGGAGCUGCUGGAAGGAUAUUCAAUGAUGUCCAGGCCCCUUAGGGCUCCACUCCAGAUUUGCUGUCUGGGUUUACUCCCGCAGCCUUCAUCUCUCCUGAGGUUCCCCACAUUGCAAUGGGGCUAUUUACCCAUAGCUGGGGAUCUGGUUCAUGAGCACCAGAGUGUGUCUACACAACAGUGGGCCAGUCCUCCUAACCGUCCUCUGUAGUUCAGCCUGAGUCCGAAAGAAGUUUCUCUGUGUCGCCAGCGAGGAGGCACAACAUGAGGCUUGCUGUUGGAGAGGCUGUGUGCUGGCAGGGAGAGAUAUACACAUUUAGCUCUCCUUUUUGAGAGUGCUAGCCAGCAGUGGAAGUUGAAAAUGAGAGCAAAAAGCACUACCCACUGCAUUGCCACACUAGAUGCAUCACACCACCAUUUUGCCACCACAGUGUAUUAUGUACAGUACUGUGCAAAACUUAUAUAUGUGCCUAAGACUUUUGCACAGCAUUGUCCAUAAAUAUUGCUUAGCUCACAUGACAAGAUAAGCAUAACCACAUUAGUACAAGUUGAGGAGGAUAUUCUGAGGUAGAAGUAUGGCUUUAAGACAGUUCAAGGACCUGAUGGCAGUGAGGAAGAAACUGUUUUUGAACUGUGAGGUAUGGGUCUGCAGCUGCCUGUACCUCCCACCAUGGGAAGAAAGCAUAGUCAGUACCAAGUACUAGGAAAUGCAUUACUUACAAAUCAGACACACUCAAUUUGCUGCUAAACUCCUUGACCUUGUAGAGCUGAGGGGAGAUUUCACAAAAGGUAUACAAAAUUAUGAGGGGUGUAGAUAAGGUAAAUGCAAACAGGCUUUUUCUACUGAGGGUGGGUGAGACUAGAACUGGAGGUCAUGGGUUAAGAGUGAAAGUGAAAUGUCAAGGGGAACAUGAGAGGGAACUUCACUGAUAAGGGUGGUAAGAAUGUAUAAUGAGCUGUCAGUGGAAGGAUACGGGUUUGAUUUCAAUGCAUGUAAGUACAUGGAUGGGAGGGCGAUGGUCAGGUGCAGGUCAAUGGGACUAGGCAGAAUGUUUGGCAUGGACUAGAUGAUCCUAUGUGUAAUUCUGUGCUCUAUGAAAGUAUUGGCUUUGGUCACCAUCUUCUUACCUCAUCAUAGUAAUCGUGGAAGAUCAGAUACUGUGUACCAGUGGUUCCCUGAUCACUGCUUCCCAUCGGCUUCAAAUAGGGAAUUACCUCUAACAGCUCAAUGCGUGCUGAAUUUCUGAGAUAGCCAAAAUCAUUGUGAAGCUCUAAUUGUGUCUGUAAAACUCAGUAUUACUAAAUUCUCUUAAUCUGUUACUCGUGGGCUGAAGAUGUUGAUGGAAGAUUGGCAUUUAAUAUGUGCUUAAUUUGUGUGAGUGCUUAGAAUCCUAGACUUGCCUCAUUGAGAGCUGUACUUGUUUUUGAGAAUGUUUUGUCAGAAAGACAGCUGUUUUAAAACUAAAUCAGAUGUGAAAGUUAAUCUAGAAUGAUUCUUUAUCAUGUUUUCCAGCUGAUUGCAAAAUGUUUUGAUUUGUGGCAGGGGAGUUUCACUGUUUACCAUUCUUUUAAAUAAAAGAACAUUGGAAUAA
This is a messenger RNA of Hypanus sabinus (Atlantic stingray), 10523 nucleotides long. Its product is annotated as host cell factor 2-like. The coding region runs from base 21 to 4463 and encodes 1480 amino acids. Gene Ontology annotation, cellular component: histone methyltransferase complex. The transcript is spliced from 25 exons. NCBI's taxonomy places the organism in Eukaryota, Metazoa, Chordata, Chondrichthyes, Myliobatiformes, Dasyatidae. Gene Ontology annotation, biological process: chromatin remodeling; regulation of DNA-templated transcription. Gene Ontology annotation, molecular function: transcription coactivator activity; protein binding. The record is from RefSeq and is a predicted model, not a curated record.